GUACGUAGUAGAAUCGAUGGUGUAGUAAUCGAACACGCUGCCAACGCCCUUUAGGUGGACACACCAACACACUUUUACUCCUACGACCAGCAACGACCAGCAUCGAAAGGCGAUGUCUGAAUGGCCCGACAAGAACCAGUGGGGUGGGGGUGGACAGCAUGCGGGAUCUACUACUCCAUACGGAAAUACAAAUGCACCGUACCCUGGUCCAACUCCCGGUUACGCUCCUGCCUACCAGCAGCAACCGUUUGUCCAGGAUGUCAAGGAUCCAUACGAGGGCGAUAGAUUCAAGCCAAAGAAGAGGGUCAAUGAUCCCAUUUUCUUGGUUCUCUUUAUUCUCCAGUUCAUUGGAUUCGUAGUAGUUUCCGGAAUCGCUCUUCAGUCAUGGGUCGCGGAAGGCGGACUGGGGGGUGGACUGGGCAAGGGAGGCGUCAAAUCCGGUUCAAAUUUUACGCUUAAUUGGAGUACAGUGUAUCUCCUCCUUCUUGUCACCGGAGCGGCACUAUUACUAUCGACGGGCUACCUUCUCCUGACUAGAGCGUUUACGAAGAUAAUCAUGCAUAUCACGCUUAUUUUGAGCAUCGCUCUUAAUAUAGGAAUUGCCGUUUACUAUUGGAUCACAAAAUAUUGGUCUGGUGCUAUCAUUUUUACAGUCAUUGCUCUCCUUUCUGUGCUGUCUUACUGGGGUUUCCGAUCACGCAUUCCUCUCGCAUCUCUACUUCUGCAAGUUGUGAUGGAUGUGUCAAAGCACCACAAGAGCGUAUACGUUGUUGCCUUCUCCGCGCUGAUUCUCCAGGCUGCACUGGCCGUCUGGUACACGUUCACCGUCAUUGCAACAUAUGCGAAAUGGACUCCGGGUGGUCCAUCUUGUCCUACAUCUUCAUGCUCGGGAAGCACAGUCGCUGGACUGAUCUUCUAUGAAACAUUUUCUUUCCUCUGGACGUCGCAAGUCAUCGGUAAUGUUUCUUUAGCUACUCUGGCAGGCGGGCCCUUUGGAUCCUGGUAUUACUUUGGCCCAAGAGAGUUGGGAGAAAUGCCAAAACACCCCACCCUAUCUGCUUUUGCACGCGCAUCGACACUAUCGUUGGGGUCCAUCGCCUUUGGUUCUUUGAUUGUCACGAUUUUGGAGCUCAUUAGGUUGAUUCUGAAUGCCGUCCGAAAUAACGCUAGUCAGGAUGGACAUCCGGUCGAGGCUUGUUUAGCAUGUUGCGCAGCCUGUUUUGUUGGAUGCAUCGAGAACCUCGUGGAAUACUUUAAUAGAUAUGCGUACAUUGAAAUAUCUCUCUACGGCAAAUCAUACAUCACCGCGGCAAAGGAUACAUGGAGGUUGUUCAAAGACCGUGGGAUUGACGCUCUCGUCAACGAUUCCUUGGUCGGAAUGACUCUUACAUGGGGCGCCUAUGCCGUUGGUCUCCUUUCAACUCUCUUUGCAUACUUGUAUCUCCGAAUCACAGCCCCUUCUUACAACACUGACGGGCAGUAUACUGCACCAAUAUUGCUGUUCUCGUUCUUAAUCGGGGUCCAAUGCUCGCUCACACUCUCAUCUGCAAUCGAAGCCGGGGUUUCAACGAUUUUCGUCGGUCUCGGUGAGGACCCGCAAGUGCUAGCUAUCAGAGCACCAGAGUUGUUUAGACACAUUGCCUCGACUUAUCCGCAUGUUGUGAGAGGAGUCCCGCAAGUGUAGAUCCUUGCACGACGUUUUGCAUGAAUUCGAGUUCUUUCUUCAUUUUUUGAUUUGUAUAAGUUGUAUGAACAGUCACCAGAACGAUAUUGUCUAUCACACUAACAUGUGUACGAACAUGUUUAUUCACACUACGAAAAUUUCAACAAGGAA
Messenger RNA from Desarmillaria tabescens, 1834 nucleotides. Its product is annotated as plasma-membrane choline transporter-domain-containing protein. Gene Ontology annotation, biological process: transmembrane transport. The coding region runs from base 113 to 1684 and encodes 523 amino acids. NCBI's taxonomy places the organism in Eukaryota, Fungi, Basidiomycota, Agaricomycetes, Agaricales, Physalacriaceae. The transcript has 14 exons. Gene Ontology annotation, cellular component: plasma membrane. Gene Ontology annotation, molecular function: transmembrane transporter activity. The record is from RefSeq and is a predicted model, not a curated record.